AUGUCACCUAACCCAAAUUUCCUUCGUUUUCCUCACUCCAACAUUGACUUAUCCCACGUUCCCAAAUGGAACACAUUCGUCCCCUACAUCUCUACCAAACCCCAAACCCACUCUUCCCUCACCCAACCGGGUCGCUUCCAACCAUUCCGCGUCAUCGCCCCUAAAGCUCGGUGCCAGCUCCGUCCCCUGUUCGCGAAACGGGUGGGGGUUUUGGCAUCAAUUCUACCCGGAGGACGCUGGUGGGCCUUGCCGGAGCUCCGAGAAGACGGCUCGGAGCCAACGGCAGCGGUAAUCGCUCUGAGGCGAAUGUGGGAGUUGGUCGCCGAUGAGCGACGGGUCGCGUUUGUGGCGGUUGGGUCCCUUGUAAUUGCUGCUGUGAUUCUUACUGUUAUAUGUAGACUCGUUCUCAGGGGUGUUAACGAGUUGAAAACUUUGAUGGAUCAACUUUCAGAAAUCUCCAUGCCAAGUAUAUUGGCAGCAUCAAUAUUUUCAGCACAGAGUGGUGAGACUGUGGCAUUCUCUAGAAAUGCACUGUUUUUGCUUCUUCUUUGUUUAACUUCAGGGACAUGCAGUAUUAAGACUGAGUGGGCCAUAAUUUUGUUCUCCCAUUUGAAUUUCAGUGGCCUACGGAGCGGCUGCUUUGGAAUUUUGAAUGUAACCUUGGUGAAGCGUCUAAGAGAAAAUUUAUAUACAGCCAUUCUUUUCCAGGAUGUCUCCUAUUUUGAUAAAGAAAGAGUUGGUGACUUGACAAGCAGGCUUGCAGCAGAUUGUCAACGACUAUCCCAUGUAGUAGGAAAUGAUCUUCAGCUGAUAUUACGCAACACUUGUCAGGGAGCUGGAGCAAUACUUAAUUUGAUGGCUUUAUCUUGGCCUUUAGCUUUAUCUGCCUUGGUGAUAUGUUCUAUUUUAUCUGCAAUUUUCCUGGUUUAUGGCCAGUAUCAAAGAAAGGCAGCAAAGCUAAUCCAAGAUUUCACAGCUUGUGCAAAUGACGUUGCUCAGGAGACACUAUAUUCAAUAAGAACUGUCCGUGCUUAUGGAACAGAAAAAAGAGAAUUUGAAAGGUACAGGCAAUGGCUGCAGACCUUAGCAUUUAUAAAUGUUCGAGAGAAUGUGGCUUCUGGGUUUUGGAACCUGAUAUUUAACACCUUAUACCGUUCUACUCAGAUAUUUGCAGUGUUGUUGGUAGGUAUGUCCGUUCUCAGAUGUCGUGUAACUGUGGAACAACUUACCAAGUAUGUACUAUACUGUGAGUGGUUGAUUUAUGCAACUUGGAGGGUGACAAACAGCUUAACAUCAUUACUGCAGUCCAUUGGAGCAUCUGAACAAAUAUUCCAAUUGAUGAAUCUUUUGCCCAGUGAUCAAUUCAUAGCCAAAGGCAAGGGUUUGUUCGGAUCAGCUCAUCAGACUAAGCAUUUUGAUACCCCUAUUCUCACCUACUGCAGGAGUGAAGUUACCGAGGUUGGUAGGGCAUAUUCAGUUUGCAAAUGUAUCAUUUCAUUAUCCUGCAAGGAGUAUGCAAAAGGAUUGAAGAUAUGGAUUAGUGAUGGAGUCAACCUCCAUUACCUCAAAACGGCUCCAUGUCACCCAUCAAAGAUUCUUAUUACAUGGCAUGCUCUCAAUGAUGAAACACUUUCAGUCAAAUUUGAUAUCUACGGACCGUAA
Sphenostylis stenocarpa is the source of this 1662-nucleotide messenger RNA. NCBI's taxonomy places the organism in Eukaryota, Viridiplantae, Streptophyta, Magnoliopsida, Fabales, Fabaceae. The record is from the annotation of a GenBank genome assembly.